This is a messenger RNA of Vicia faba (fava bean), 879 nucleotides long. NCBI's taxonomy places the organism in Eukaryota, Viridiplantae, Streptophyta, Magnoliopsida, Fabales, Fabaceae. The record is from the annotation of a GenBank genome assembly.
AUGCUUAGGAAUGAAGAAAUCAAAACUUCAAGUGACACGUCCAACAUGCAUCAAAACUUUCAAAUUGUCAACCAUGGAAUUCCAGGCACUGUUUUGGAUGAUAUGCUUGAUGGGGUGCUUAGAUUUCAUGAACAAGACACUGAAAUCAAGAAAGAGUUUUAUUCUCGUGAUGUUACCAAAGGGGUUUAUUAUAACACUAAUUUUGAUCUUUAUGUUACUCCAGCUCUUAAAUGGAGAGAUACUCUUUCUUGUGUUAUGGCCCCUCACCCUCUUGAUCCUCACAAACUUCCUACAGUUUGCAGAGAUAUAACAAUUGAGUACUGUGAGUAUGUUAAGAAAGUUGGAACAAAUCUGUUCGAAUUGCUUUCUGAAGCAUUAGGCCUCAAUUACAAUUACCUCAAGGACAUUGAUUGUGCAGAAGGACUUUUCCUACUUUCCCAUUACUCUCCACCUUGCCCUCAGCCAGAAUUGACUUUUGGUGCCAGUUCACAUUAUGACAGUAGCUUCAUCACUGUUCUCUUACAAGAUCAGCUUGGUGGCCUCCAAGUUUUCCACCAAAAUCAGUGGGUUGAUGUCACACCGGUUCCUGGCGCCUUGGUCGUUAACCUCGGCAACAUGAUGCAGCUAAUCACAAAUGAUAAGUUUCUUAGCGUUAAACAUAGAGUUCUGGCGCACAAAAUUGGACCAAGAGUUUCGGUAGCAAGCUUUUUCAGGCAACAUCUUCCCCCUGAGAAUUCAAGAAUAUAUGGACCUAUAAGAGAGUUGCUGACACCAGAUAAUCCUCCGGUUUACAAGGAAACAUCAGUGAAGGACUUGGUUUUACACCACAAUGGGAAAGGGUUAGAUGGUACUUCUGCACUAGGACCCUUCAGGUUGUAA